Messenger RNA from Rhizopus microsporus ATCC 52813, 303 nucleotides. RefSeq lists its product as uncharacterized. The transcript has 2 exons. Lineage: Eukaryota; Fungi; Mucoromycota; Mucoromycetes; Mucorales; Rhizopodaceae. The record is from RefSeq and is a predicted model, not a curated record. The annotation marks the transcript as partial.
UCAAAUGACCUUUUCAACAUCCUUCAAAGCUCCAGUAUACUUCCUAAUUCUUUCAAUGAUCUAGGGUUGUCAUCCGCUGAAUUAAGAAAUGUUCGUGUACAAUACGCUGCCAAUCUGGAUACUAUAGAGAAAAAGUACAAUUAUUGGAGUAAGAAAAACGUAUCAACAAAGUCAAGCUCUGAAGCUAAUCACAUCAACAGAAAUAGAAUGAGAAAUAUUCUUCGACAGGAACACUACAAGUCUGAAAAGAUUUAUAAAAAAUGUGCUUCUAGUCAUGAACCAUACAACAUACUGAAGAUUUAA